This is a messenger RNA of Eptesicus fuscus (big brown bat), 651 nucleotides long. RefSeq names its product forkhead box L3 (gene FOXL3). The record is from RefSeq and is a predicted model, not a curated record. The coding region runs from base 1 to 651 and encodes 216 amino acids. Gene Ontology annotation, biological process: regulation of transcription by RNA polymerase II; cell differentiation; anatomical structure morphogenesis. Gene Ontology annotation, molecular function: RNA polymerase II cis-regulatory region sequence-specific DNA binding; DNA-binding transcription factor activity, RNA polymerase II-specific. The transcript has 3 exons. Lineage: Eukaryota; Metazoa; Chordata; Mammalia; Chiroptera; Vespertilionidae.
AUGUUCGACAGCUCGCAGUACCCGUACAACUGCUUCAACGACGACGCCGACGACGGCCCGGCCGGCAGCGCGGACCAGGAGAAGCGGCUCACGCGGCCCGCGUACAGCUACAUCGCGCUGAUCGCCAUGGCCAUUCAGCAGAGCCCGGCGGGCAGGGUGACCCUGUCGGGCAUCUACGACUUCAUCAUGCGCCGGUUCCCCUUCUACCGCGCCAACCAGCGCGCCUGGCAGAACUCCAUCCGCCACAACCUGUCGCUCAACAGCUGCUUCGUCAAGGUGCCGCGGGCCGAGGGCCGCGGGAAGGGCAGCUACUGGACGCUCGCGGGCGGCUGCGCGUCGCUGCGGGACCUGUUCGAGGACGGCAACUACCGGCGGCGGCGCCGGCGGCGCGGGGCCACGCGCGAGGGGUCGCGGGGGGCGCGCGCGGGGGGCGCGGAGGGGCCGCAGGGGCCGUCCUGCGCCCCCAGGUCCCCCGCCCCCCGCAGGGAGUCCCCGCCCCCCGCCGGCCCCGCCCCGGGGAAGGCGCCGCAGCAGGACAUCAAGUUCAGCAUCGACUACAUCCUCUCCUCCCCCGACCGCUUCCUCGGGCCCGGGUCGCCCCGCGGCGGGCAGGGGGCCCCGCCCACGAGCCUCCCCUGUUGGACCCUGUGA